Penicillium antarcticum is the source of this 2133-nucleotide messenger RNA. Its product is annotated as Hsp70 family protein. The transcript has 6 exons. Lineage: Eukaryota; Fungi; Ascomycota; Eurotiomycetes; Eurotiales; Aspergillaceae. Bases 1 to 2133 code for a protein of 710 amino acids. The record is from RefSeq and is a predicted model, not a curated record.
AUGGCUCCCGCGCGCAGUGAAGAAGCGCCUCAGGAAGUGUUGAUUACGAUCGAUAUCGGAACAACCACGGUCAAAGCCUUCGUCUCCGAGAAUCCCGACUCCCCCGAUUCGAUCGACUACCCCUUGGAGUUCCGUUUGAGCGAUGACGCGGACAGGAAGAAAACGACCACAGAACUCGAUACCACCAUAGCCCUCUCUGAAGAUGGCCAACACUGCGUGUUCGGUCCCGAUGGCUUGUCGUUCUCUGGGUUUCACAUCUUCAGGGAUUGGAAACUCGGCGCCAUGGGCUUCGAACCGUAUGCCCACUCGCUCGCAAGAUCCUGUGAGCUGCUUGAAGCAUCCGCUCCCCAAAUAGGGCCUGUCAACCCUGCCAGCCUAUACCGGAAGCUUCUCUCGCAUAUCUCGGAGACAGCCAAAGAACAUCUCCACCGGAAGUACGGUGGCAACUUUGACGCGAUAAAAUGCUAUCUCACAUACCCGGUCAGCUGCAGUGAGUCGUUGAGGCUCCUUCUUCUUCAAGAGCCUUCCGCUGUCGGAAUGGAAGUCACCGGGGCUGUUUCGGAGGCCAUGGCGGCUGCCUACUAUUUUGUCAAAUACAAAAGAAGCCUCGGUCUGCCACGCGGCGCGAAAUUAUUCAUUGACUUCGGUGGCGCCACUGUUGACGGCGUGGCUGUAUAUGAGGAUAGCACGGAUCAGAUAAAGCAGGCUUGCCCAACCCAUGGGUUUCCCGGUGGAGGACAAAUGAUCAACCAAUUUGCACGCAACUGGCUCACGAAACAAUGCCCCGAUUGGACUGCACUGGAUUGCGAUGUUCACUGGACUCUGAACAUCUCUUCCCAAAUCGAUCGAUGCAAACGCAACUUUAAUGGCCAAUCGAGUCACAUUCUCCAUGAUGGAAAUGGCCGCCCCAUCACUUUACCCUCGCAUGUUAUGAAAUCCUUCUUCGAGCCUUUGAUUGCCGGAGGCGUGGGGCUAGCCAAAAAACUGUACGAGAGUGCGAUGUCUGCUGGGCAUCUCGUCAAUGCUGUGGUGGUCUGCGGUGGAGUAGGGGAAAAUGGGUGGUUCUUCGAGGAGCUAUCUCGGAGAAUACUCGAUGAAACUGGUGUCGCAAUAUGCAGGCGAAUGUCAGAGCCCGGGGCUAUAGCGCAUGGAGCGCUGUGCUACGCUCGCAGCCCUAUCGUUGAAGAGUGUGUUAUAACACGACAUCUGGGCCUGUCCUACGAUGGGGACUAUACAAGAAAUGGGAAGCCUUUGAAGCUUGGAGCGUGGCACAGGGGCAUAGGAUGGAUCCUUCGCGAGGGUCAAGAUCCUAACCAGUUACCCGGUUGUCUGCGAUUUACGAAAAAAAUCCAACCUGAUUCGACGGAUAAAGGUGAUCUCAUCAUCGAGACGGAGAUGUACGUUACCCCCGCCAACUUGAAAACAUUUGGCAAGUACAUUCGGAAGAACAGACUCAUCGAAUGGGACUGCGAUAUAACAUAUCCGGCCACGGAGCGGAUCCUCGCCCGGUUGUCUCGCCUGGGAAAAUUCUCCGGGAUGCUUCCCCACAAAGAAAUGUUUCCGCUUGGGAUUGAGACGAAGGAAGUCGAAUUUGAAUUUCAACUUACCCUAGAGGCUGAUAAACAGCUGUUGAAGGCCUCCUUUUCUGUCAAGCUCAGGGACGGGCGUUUCUGCCCCCUGGAAGACGUGCGUUAUAUUCCUCUGCCGUUAGUACCCAGAUCAGAGUUUAUGAACCCGUGUGUUCGAUAUGGUCAAGAUUUCGCAAAUCGAAGCGAGGAGAAGGAACAAACACCAAACCGUGGGCCGCAGAGCCUCGCCUCCGUUGCGUCUCUCCCGGCCUCCCUGGAGAGUCGUGGCCCAUCAACGACGCGGGCACACAGCGGACCUGCCAUUGUCGUACCGCAGAGUCCCGUGCAGUCUGAACGUGCUACGUCUACCACGCGCGAAUGGAGUUUGCCUCCUCGUCGACACGUAAUCCGGCGGCAUGACUGGGGACGGUAUUCGCGAAUCUGGAAGCCACCAGAGCUCUUGCCGAGCGACUAUGCGAAUGCGAAGGAAACCGCUGUACGGCUGAAUAGAAAGUACGGUCGGUCCCGACAGGGCAGCCCACGCCUUGUGCCGUAUUCAUCAUGA